Molecule: messenger RNA, 5037 nt
Organism: Paramisgurnus dabryanus
Lineage: Eukaryota; Metazoa; Chordata; Actinopteri; Cypriniformes; Cobitidae
Gene: zdhhc5a
Product: zDHHC palmitoyltransferase 5a
Biological process (GO): protein palmitoylation
Molecular function (GO): palmitoyltransferase activity
Source: RefSeq, a predicted model, not a curated record
UCAGGCUUCUAGCAGGCUCGUGAGCUCGUGCCGCUGGCUGCGCUGAGCUGGUUGAAAUACAUUAAACCUGCCGUUAGCUUUAAGCUACACCCUGUAUUAAGUUGUACAUAGUCUUUACUGAAAUAGGUAGCGAUUGUCGAGUGAAGCCAAAACGCCAAAGAGCAUUUUUGAAGCCGGGUGCGUACAUAAAUAAGGCUAAAGCUUCACAGUUUGAACACAGGCUAACGUUAACUGGCUAAGUGAACCGUCGGGAAGACCCCACCACCCAAAGACUGAAACGGAGAUUAAAGCCAUCAUUUAAUCUAUUCAAGAGGAUAACCAGUGCCACACACACAAAUCCUCUAAACCAGCGACGCCAAUGAACUGACAGGUGGAGUCUAUUUCCAUUCACAAGUGCUCUCUUCAGCACACCCACUACAAAUGCCCAUCAGCUGAUCAGAGAGGAACAGUGCUGGCAAACAGUCUUUUUGUUGGUAAGAACGUGGAUUUGAUCUUAUCAGCAAUACGAGUGCCGGCCUGAAGUGGUGCAUAGCUCACCAUCACCGAUGCAUCAGCAAUGCUUUGACUAAAAAGAAAAAAACACUUCUGUUUUGUUUCUUACGGUGGGAUGUAGUUCAUUCUGGUUGAAAUGAAGGAGAGACAUUUUACGUUUUCAUGUGGAUGGUGAAGGGAAAGGAUCUUCAACUGCUUACUGUUUUGACUGCCAACAACUUCCAUUAAAACUUAACUAAAUAAGCACUUUUUUAAGGUUUGUUUCCAACUUCAGUUUAAUUUGAGUUAAUAAGAAGUGCUUUUGAAGUAAGUCAUAGCCAAGUAGAGAUGUUUAUCCGAAAAUGUUUGUCAGUGGUUGCAAAAGGAGCAAACAUUAUAUAAACAUUGCUUUGCUCCACCUCUUAUUUCAUACUGUAACACCAAAUCUUUCUUGGAAGGUCAACAUGUUUUUAAUGCGCCACUAUUGAUAAGUUAGCUUUUGAGUUUUAUUUGCCUCAUUUAACCUAGCUGGACAUUUUUCAUAAUUUUCCUCCUUUAAUUUUCUUUCUGAACAGUUGCAUUUAGACUUAUGCUUUGAAAUUAAUGACCAAUACAGCUGUGCGACGCUUUACCAUAUUCAAAUGUAAAAUUUGAGCCUUGAGAGUCUACGCCCAAAUUCUAUCUGCAGAAAAUUUACCUGAACUUUUUUUUUUAAGGAGGAUUUUUUAAACUCUUGAAACAAUGCUCAUGUUGUGGACUUUUUAUGUACUGUUGAAAGGACGACGGCUUCUCUCCUAGCCUAUACGUUUGUGCUGUCUCGACACAAACACUCACAAACGGAUAAUUUACUGGGGCGUGCUGCCAUCCUGCCCCCUAGUAAUGCCAAGCGGCAGCAUGAGUGGGGGCGUGUCUGGACCCACGUCCUCGCCCCACCCGACCGUUCCAUCUAGACCUUUCCGGCCGAGCCGUUACGUGCCUGUCUCUGCAGCGACGGCUUUCCUGGUUGGAGCAACCACGCUUUUCUUCUGCUUCACGUGUCCUUGGCUUUCGGAGCAGUUUUCCGUUGCUGUGCCGAUAUACAAUGGCAUUAUGUUUCUUUUUGUGUUGGCCAACUUCUGUAUGGCUACCUUUAUGGAUCCUGGGAUUUUCCCUAGAGCUGAGGAGGAUGAAGAUAAAGAGGACGAUUUUCGAGCUCCUCUCUAUAAGACGGUGGAGAUCCGAGGCAUUCAGGUGCGGAUGAAGUGGUGCUCCACCUGCCGUUUCUACAGACCGCCGCGCUGCUCACACUGCUCUGUGUGCGACAACUGUGUGGAGGAUUUUGAUCAUCACUGCCCGUGGGUUAAUAACUGUAUCGGCCGGAGGAAUUACCGUUACUUCUUUCUGUUCCUGCUGUCUCUGACAGCUCACAUCAUGGGCGUGUUCGGCUUUGGCCUGCUUUAUAUUCUCUACCACACGCAUCAGCUGGACAGAGUUCAUUCAGCUGUCACUAUGGCCGUCAUGUGUGUCGCUGGGCUUUUCUUCAUCCCAGUCGCAGGCCUCACCGGUUUUCAUGUCGUCCUGGUGGCAAGAGGCAGGACCACCAAUGAGCAGGUGACAGGAAAGUUCAGGGGGGGCGUAAACCCGUUCACGAACGGCUGCUUGAGGAACGUCUCGCAUGUUCUGUGCAGCUCACAGGCACCCAGGUAUCUGGGUAGAAAGAGGAAGACUCAGACUGUGUCUGUUCAGCCUCCUUUCCUCCGGCCACAGCUCACUGAAGCCCAGCUUGCCGCCAAAGUACUCGAUAAUGGAAUACAAGGAGAUCUACACCGGUCCAAGAGCAGUCUGGAGAUGAUGGAGAGUCAGUCUGCCGAUGCCGAGCCUCCUCCUCCACCUAAACCAGAGCUCAGAUAUCCUGGGCUGUCACGAGGACCUGCCGGACACUCUGAGGAGAGUGCUCUGUUAAAUAAAGCUCCGCCCACCCCCACCAUGUUCAAGUACAGGCCCACCUACAGCAGCCCGGGCAAGAACCACACCGCCCUUACACAUGCCUAUGCCAAUCAGAUGAGUCGUGGGGACAGUCUUAAAGAGUCCUCUUCCUCCCUCCUCCAGUCCAGUCAGCAAGCAGGCUAUCGCUCUGAGCCCAGCCUGGAUGGACGAGAGGGGGGAGUAGCGGAGCGAAGCGGGACGGAGCGAACGGGAGGGCCACCUGGAGGACCUCCAGGCUCAGGGAUGCCAGGUUACUCUCUCGGAGGGCGCUCGUAUCCCUCCUUUUCUGAUCCUACGGUUCUCGCCGGCGUCGCCUCGCGGUCCUCCAGUGUCCGCUCUUCCCACAACGCCCCGCCAUCUGAGGCCACCACUUCCACCAGCUACAAGAGCUUAGCCAAUCAGACGCCACCGCAGGUUCCUCGCAAUGGCAGUCUGUCAUACGACAGUCUGCUUACACCUUCCGAAAGUCCAGAUUUCGAAUCUGCAGCGCCAGAAAUGUCACCCGGCCGACCACGCACGCCAGUCGGAUACAGUUCGCCCUUCCUGUCGGCACAGAUCGCUCAGCAACGGGAAGCGGAGCUCCACCAGCCCUCCGCCCUCAUCACGUCUCCGCAGCGGCCAGGGUACCAUCGCGGCUCCACCUCCACCUCCUCUCCUCCACCUCCGCCCCAACGCGAGCGGGAACGGCUGCUGCACGACUCGCAACCACACCAUCAUCACCACCACCAUCAUCACCAUCGGCCGCCCCGCUUCUCUCGACCUCCCCUGCUUUCCGAUCCGGGCCAUUCUCAGCCUUCAUAUGCUUACCGCACCCGCUCUACUGACGUGCCCCUGCCGCCCACAUCCCAUCCCCCACGCUCACCACAUGCCCCACCACUGGGCAAGUCUCUAUCUUACUCGAGCGCUGCAGCUGCAGAGAUGCAGUACCGCCUGGUCCGCAAAGCCUCGGCCUCGGCCGGGGGAGGGGGCAUACAGGCGCCAAAGGACGAGAUUCAGAUGAAGUCGUAUAGUCGGACAAACGGGCAGCCGAAAUCAUCUCUUCCUCAAUCUCCUACAUCCCCCACUCAUCCCGCCACUGUCUCCACUCGUCCGGGUCAGGCCUAUUCCAGCGCUGGCUCUUCUCAGAGCCCCGCCAACAAGCCUGGAGGUGGGGUGAAGAAGGUGACCGGUGUCGGAGGGACCACUUAUGAGAUAUCUGUGUGAGAGACAAGCAGCUGCUUUGUUCGGUCGAGAAUAAAGCCAUAGACUCGCAAAUUUUGGCUGCUUUGCAGAGUAAAAUAUGUAGUGGACAUUUGUGGCCACAGUUAAGAUUUAAAAGAAAAUUUCCUCAAAGCAUUUCAGACCUCGAAAAGGAAAUCAAACAGGUUUGGUCAUGGAGGAGGAGGAGGAGGGGGUGUUGACAUAGCGUGACCAGUCCUAUACGAGACUCCUUAUACGCACGGAGCUGUAACGCAUAAGGCAAAGGGACAGGAUUACCUUCGUAACUUUUCAGUACAGCGCAAAAAAGAUUUCUAUUCAACAUAAAUGUGUAAAUUGUUCUGUAUAGAGAGAAAAAAAAAUGUAUCAUCAUUUUUCACAAAGUGGAAUUUGAUUUUUUUUUUAAGGGGACCUGUGACAUGCAGUAGCCAUUUCAGACCACUGUGAUUGGCAUGCGACAAUUUUGCGUCUGUGUCCAAUCAGCACCAGGAAAGCAAAACAGUAGAAACGUUCAAGAAAUGGCCUUUUGCAUUAUUUAAAUGACAGCAGCCUUUUCAACAAUGUUUUCAGAGCAGUGGCCUUGGUAAUCAAGGAUGAAACGUUUUUAUUUAAUUUUUAAAAUGUUGUUUUAUAUGAAUUUAUAAAUGGUUGAUAAGAUCAAAAUGUUUUUUUUUUUCUAUAACUGCUCACAAGAUUUAUUCUCUAUGGACAUUUAUCCAUAGUCAUGUAGUGGGAUGAAGGACUGCUGGCUGCUCCGUCCAAAGAGGAGGCUGGGAAACUGAUGAGGUCAGCCAAAAAUCACAGUCAUGCACAAAGGGUUACUUGUAGCAUAAAAUGCAUUUGACACGGGUGCCCAAACUGUGGGAGGUUUUUCAGAGGUUAUCCUGUAAACAUUGAUUGUCUGCCUCUUAGGUAUGUUUCUUAUUUUACGAAUAUGUGAGAGGCAAAUCUUCCCGGUGGCCUUUAAUAGCCAUCCAAGCUGGAUUCAAAGCUUGCUGCUCAAUGUCACACAACGUUGGGUUUCUAUAUCAAUGCUCUCUGAUCGGAUGGCAGUUAUCUGUCAUUGUGAAUUCGUGAAAAGCCUUUCAUUUUAAAAUAUUUUAAGUUGUACUCAUGUUAAAAAAAAUUGCAAGACUCAUUUCAAUCAUCGUCUGUCUUUUCAGGUGUAUUGAUGAACAUUUAGAUCAGGGCUGGCCAGUCUUGUAACGGGGGGAUUUGAUGGCCAAUACAAAUGCCAUCGGUAUACCCUUUCAGAAUGAUUAUAGGAAUAUUUAGGAUCAAAAGAUGAGGGAGGAAAAGAUAAGAAAGUGUACUGUAUAGUUCGGUGUGAGUGAACAUGGUUGUGGAAAUGUGUAUGCGUGAAUGUGUGUGGUUGAGCAUUGGUAAUAAACACUUUAUAAAUCA